Molecule: messenger RNA, 1149 nt
Organism: Dichotomopilus funicola
Lineage: Eukaryota; Fungi; Ascomycota; Sordariomycetes; Sordariales; Chaetomiaceae
Exons: 2
Coding region: 1-1149 (382 amino acids)
Molecular function (GO): pyridoxal phosphate binding; catalytic activity; molybdenum ion binding
Source: RefSeq, a predicted model, not a curated record
AUGAAAAUCACAUCUCUCGCAGUUUACCCCAUCAAGGGUCUACGGGGAUUCAAACUUCAAUCAGCCGAGAUUGGUCCAUUGGGCAUUCGGUAUGAUCGCACAUUCAUGCUCUACGAGACAGAUUCUUCUACCGGGGACAUCACGAAAAAAAUACAGAUUGACUCGCACCCACUCUGCGGCUUAUUCGAACAGCAAAUCAUUCAAAAAUCCGAGGAAGAGCCAAGCCGGAUUCUAGUUACAUUCCAUGGUAGCCCAUCUGGGGAGUCGGCGUCUGAAAACGCUAGCGAUGACAAGCCGACCCUCUUUGUUCCCCUCGAGCCUGACAUGGCCCCUCUCGACAAGGUCACCGCCCCCCUACAUCGCAGCCCGACCACAGCGUACCGCAUGGGUGAGCCCUACGAUGCCUGGUUUAGCCAUCAGUUCGGGAAACCCGUGGCGUUGGUCUACCUCGGGGACGGUCGCCGGGCUGUCCUCGGCGCCACCCUCCCCCCCAAGCCCCUCCCAGAGCAGCAGCAGGAGCAGCAGCAACAGGGAGGAGGUUGGUUCUCUGCCAUAACGUCGUACUUGAUCAAUGGUACUCAGCAAUCCACCACAUCUGCCCCCGGGCCCUUCAUUUCUUUUGCGGACGUGGCUCCAAUGCUGGUGACCUCGGAGGCUUCCCUACGAGACGUUGAGGGGCGUCUCCUCGCUGGAUCAGACCCCAACGGCGGGAAGCUCGAGGUGGGCAUGUACAAGUUCCGCCCCAACGUUGUCGUCGAUGGCGUGGGCGAAGAGCCUUGGGCAGAAGACUUCUGGGCUGAGUUGGCCAUUCGAGAACAGAAGGGGCCGACAAGGGUAGAGCCACGGGGGAGCGGGGUGACGACGCUGCAACUCACCGGUAACUGUGUCCGCUGCGUGAGCCUCAAUGUGGACUAUGCCACGGGAAAACCGGCCGAGGGGGAAUUGGGAAACGUGUUGAAGCGGCUAAUGAAGGAGAGGCGGGUGGACACUGGGUCUAAGUGGUCGCCGGUGUUUGGACGCUAUGCGUUUUUGGGGGGGCGGGAUGUGAAAGAAGCGGUGGUUGGAACCGUGGUGGUGUCGGUGGGGGAUGAGGUGGAAGUUACGAGGAGAAAUGAAGAGAGGUCGGUUUGGGAUUGGCCUGGGAUGUAG